CCUCUGCUUCAACAUGGCGGACAGCCGCCGUGAGACCGAGGCUAACAUCGUCUCCAAAGUUUCCCAGCUGGCUGACGAUCAUUUGUACCUUAUCCGGAAUAUCAGCACUGGGUUGGCUGUAGCUGGAGUAUUUAUGUUUGCAAGAAGUAUAAAACUGACAACAAAAUUCACAAAUUGUAAAGAUAUUCCUGGAAAAUUCAUAAAGAAGAAUGUUAAACUAAGAGGAAAAUUACUCUGCGUUACUGAUAAAGGCCUGGAAAUAGAACAUGUGCCAAUUAGUCUACCUUUUAUUACAUCCUAUCAAAGGCGAUGGCAGUCACAAGGCAGUCUGCAGGUCAGACUUGCUGGAGUGGAAUUGACUCCAAGUGGCAAGAUCUGGAUACAAUAGAAACUUAAACCUUCACAAAUCUUGUGGUUUCAACUUCUGAACAGAGAAGAUUCAGUACUAGAUUGUUUUGUUAUGAUUAACCGGGGAGUAUUUUUCAAUGAAUGUCUCAACGUGGAGCUCUUGAGACAGGGACUUGGCAGAGCCAUUCAUAUCCCCGGGCUACAUAAAGACUCAAUGCAUUACUGGAAGUUUUAUAAAAGACUGUUGCAAGCAGAAGUAAAAGCACAUAAGAAAGGAAAGGGCCUUUGGAAACAGGAGAGUUACCUUCAAACAAUGAUGUAUAAAAUUCAGAAUAAUAUUGUUUUACAGCAGCUAAAACAACUAUCAAAUGUCCUAUUAAAUUAUCUGAAGAAGUACAAAACAUGAAUAAGUUUAUACUGCAACAAUAUAUCCAUUUAAAUGUAGUGUAUGUGAUUACAUUGUUUUUUUUUCCAGUUCUACAACCUUAUUUAAAAUGUUAUAAUUUAUAUCAUUAAUGUAUGGUAAAUUUCAAUCCCAUUAAUCUAGAAAAUGUAAUAAAACAUAUAUUUUCUUCAAUUAAA
Bombina bombina (fire-bellied toad) is the source of this 930-nucleotide messenger RNA. It is a transcript of the gene MISO1, whose product is annotated as chromosome 4 C3orf33 homolog. The record is from RefSeq and is a predicted model, not a curated record. The transcript is spliced from 5 exons. Lineage: Eukaryota; Metazoa; Chordata; Amphibia; Anura; Bombinatoridae.